GGGCCCGCCCCCCUUUCUUGUUGCCUGGCAACGCAGACCGCCACCACUGCCGAGCGAACUGCAGAGGCAGCGGUGCCGUAGACGGAACAGCUUUUGGGAUCCGAAGAAGCACAGUUCACGCUUGCUAAGACAAGUCAAAAGUCACUGCAGGGUUAUGCCCUGCAGGGCAAGAGGCAGAGUUUAGAGACGGACGCUGUAGCCCAAGAACAGUCUUGGACCUGAGCCACUUGUUGGCUAUUUGAACCCAGACCCCACCUAGGAGCUUCAAAAUUGGGACUCCUUACUGAGAAAGAUGUUUAAGCUGAACCUGCCCCCAGAUCCUAAGGAGGCAGCAGCCAUUGAAGCUAGACGAAAUCGAGAAAAGGAGCGACUGAGCCGAAUCUUCAAUGUGCGGGAUCGAGUCUUAGGGGUUGAUGUGGCAGCCCUGAAUAACCAGGUGGAAGAGAAGAAGCUUUGGAAGGCAGCAGAGCAGAACAGGGAAGCAGCUUACGGUACCAGCCAGGUGCAAUAUGGUGUGGUAGCCCAGAUGCUAGAGAAAGAAGAGGCAGAACGGACACGUCGCCUGGCCAAAAAAGUCCAAGAGUUUCGGGAGCAGAAGCAGCAGCAGCAGCUCAAAAACAAGAAUGAAUUUGACCUUUGGAAUCCAGACCAACUCUGGAAGCAGUUUCCAACCCAUGCCGGUGAUUAUGGUCCCUGCUACUGGCCAGCCAGCCUGCCAUACUUCUCUGUUGACGACGCGUACAGGGCCGCGUACCUGAGAAUGCAGCAGGAGCAGUUCAUGUACAACCUGGAGAAACAGAGGCUAGAGCAAGAGCAAGCCAAGGCUUAUAAGCAGUAUAUAGAUAAGCUCAAUGAUGAGCUGCGCCUAUCCAUGGACACUUGGGCCAUCCAGAAUUCCAGGUGGGAGGAUGCCUGUCGCACAGCCAUGAUGUCUGCCAUGGCCAACACCAACAAAGCCAAGGGGCCCCACCAGGCAGCUGAGCUGGCUGAGCAAAAGCGCCAUGAGCAUCAGCCCAAACAGGAGGCCAACUUCGUGAAGAUCCAGAACCAGAGCAUGAAUGACAUGCUGACUGAGAAACCCAACGUCGCCCGAAACCCUGUGAAUCCCCACCGGGUCCUGGCCUGCUGCUGGAAAGGCGUGACUUCAAAGCAGCAAGCUGCCAUUACGCGAGCCCAGGAAAUGCAAUGUAAUGAAAAAAAGGCACAGCACCAGGCCCAACAAGCACAGGAUGCCGAAUGGGGAAGCCAGACCACGUGCCUGGCCCAAGCAGCCAUGGAGCUAGAAGAGCAGGAGAGGCUACUGUGUGCUGAAUUUCGGAGGGGGCUGGGCUCCUUCAAUGUACUGCUGGCUUCAGAGCACAAUUCCCAGGAGAGAUACCUGAAUUCAAUAAUCUACAACAAUCAACCUAUAUCCAGAUAUCGCUAACAGUUCAACACCAGCAGCCGCUGAGCUCAGGAUGGUUCUCUCUCCCUUCCCCAUCAAGCUCACAGAGGCUGAAUCAGGAAAAUGCUGCAGACCCCCUCCCCCAAUCCAUUCCCCAGUGGGAGAGAGCUGAGCCAGUACCCCUACCUUUGACCCUAGGUAAUAAAGGUAUCCACUAAA
This is a messenger RNA of Hipposideros armiger (great roundleaf bat), 1603 nucleotides long. It is a transcript of the gene RIBC1, whose product is annotated as RIB43A domain with coiled-coils 1. NCBI's taxonomy places the organism in Eukaryota, Metazoa, Chordata, Mammalia, Chiroptera, Hipposideridae. The record is from RefSeq and is a predicted model, not a curated record. Bases 293 to 1426 code for a protein of 377 amino acids. The transcript is spliced from 8 exons.